AUGGCUCCCAUUACCAAGACCCUCGCCCUCGCUGGCGCCCUCUUUGCUGUCUCCGGCGUCGCCGCCCCCGUCAAGCGCGCUGUCGUUUGGGAGACCGUCACCGACAUUGUCUGGACCACCGUCGAUGUCACCACCACUCUCUACCCCAACCAACCCCAGGCCACCUCCACUUUCGUCCCUGUGACCACUCCUAUCGCCGAGGUUCAUGCCCCUACUACUACUACUACUACCACUAUGACCACCAAGCCUGAGGAAACGCUGCUCCCUAAGCCGGAGACUACUACCACCGAGGCUCCCGCUGCUCCCGCUCCUACCACUACUCAGCAGCCAGAAAUUACUACCCCAGCUCCUGCUCCUGUUACUGUUGAGCCGACCACCACUGCCGAAGCCCCUGCUAGCACCGCCCCUGCCCCUGCUCCCGCCAGCAACAAUGCGGCUUCUUCCAGUGGUGGUGGCGGCAGUGGAUACAGCGGUGUCUGCUCUGAGGAGUCUCCUUGCACUGGUGAUAUCACCUUCUACCAGGUUGCUACCUCGAUGACCAACCCCAGCUUUUGUGGCGGGUACGACACCGAUGAGAGCCCUGUCCUUGCCCUCCCAGUUGGCAUCAUGACCAAAGCUUACUGCGGUAAGACCGUGACUAUUAAGCGCCCCGGCAGAGAAGCCCAAACCGGUCGUGUUGUCGACAAGUGCAUGGGAUGUGACGAUACUUCCAUUGAUCUGUCCCCUGGUCUGUUCCAAUCGCUUGCCAACGAGGCUGAAGGUCGUGUUUCUGGUGUCACGUGGUACAUCAACUAA
Molecule: messenger RNA, 795 nt
Organism: Penicillium chermesinum
Lineage: Eukaryota; Fungi; Ascomycota; Eurotiomycetes; Eurotiales; Aspergillaceae
Product: RlpA-like double-psi beta-barrel domain-containing protein
Exons: 2
Coding region: 1-795 (264 amino acids)
Source: RefSeq, a predicted model, not a curated record